Messenger RNA from Notolabrus celidotus (New Zealand spotty), 5479 nucleotides. RefSeq names its product zinc finger DHHC-type palmitoyltransferase 8b (gene zdhhc8b). The transcript has 11 exons. The coding region runs from base 420 to 2714 and encodes 764 amino acids. Gene Ontology annotation, biological process: protein palmitoylation. The record is from RefSeq and is a predicted model, not a curated record. Lineage: Eukaryota; Metazoa; Chordata; Actinopteri; Labriformes; Labridae. Gene Ontology annotation, molecular function: palmitoyltransferase activity.
CAACUGUCUCAGAUCAAAGUUAUGAAAGGGACUGUGAGAUUGUUAAAUUCUACACGUGCGACAAAAAUAGGCGCGGCACGUCUUCACUGUUUUUAGAUAUAUCAAAGGUCCAUGUUAACAUAAUUGCUCCGAUCACUUUCUCAAGAAGCCACUUGCAGGCUUUGCUCAGAGGCUCCACCUUUUCGAGCGGUUCAGUGACCUCACCAGUGGGCAGGAUUGUAAGGGUGGGAUUUCCAGGCUUUGGAAAGCUCUGUGUAUUCCAGCCUCUCUAUCCCAGGAUCUAUGCGGUUCCAGCGGUAGCAAAGACGGACUGGUUGUUCCUAUUAUAGCCCCAGAAACGCCUCGACUGCACACUGGACCUUUUUUUCUACAUGCGACUCCAACCGGAAUAAAUAACUGAGGAAUGUGGAAAUUACAGAAUGCCCAACAGCGCUGGAAAGAGAUUUAAACCCACCAAAUACAUCCCAGUGUCCACUGCUGCCACACUCCUUGUGGGAUCGACCACUUUAUUUUUCGUUUUCACGUGCCCCUGGUUGACAAAGGCAAUCUCUCCCGCUGUGCCGCUCUACAAUGGCCUCGUCUUCCUCUUUGUUUUGGCCAACUUCAGCAUGGCAACCUUCAUGGACCCUGGCGUCUACCCACGAGCGGACGAGGACGAGGACAAGGACGAUGAUUUCCGGGCGCCGCUCUACAAGAAUGUGGAGAUCAAGGGCAUUCAGGUCCGGAUGAAAUGGUGCGCCACCUGUCACUUCUACCGGCCGCCUCGCUGCUCCCACUGCAGUGUGUGUGACAACUGUGUGGAGGACUUUGAUCAUCACUGUCCAUGGGUGAACAACUGCAUUGGAAGGAGGAACUACCGUUACUUCUUCCUCUUUCUGCUGUCUCUGAGCAUCCACAUGGUCGGAGUUUUCUCCUUUGGCCUCCUCUACGUGCUCCACCACCGAGAGAUGCUGGCAGCGUUGCACACCACUGUCACUCUGGUGGUGAUGUGUAUAGCUGGGCUUUUCUUUAUUCCAGUCAUGGGACUCACAGGUUUCCACAUGGUGCUCGUGGCUCGAGGGCGAACCACCAACGAGCAGGUCACAGGCAAGUUUCGUGGAGGAGUAAAUCCCUUCACCAGGGGUUGCUGUGGCAACGUGGAGUACGUCUUAUGUAGUCCUCUGGCACCAAGGUACGCAAUGGAUCCCAGGAAAAAGCCCCAUAUCAAAAUCCAGCCCCCAUUCAUCAGACCCGACCUAUCAGACAGACAGAUCACCAUCAAGGUCAGCGACAACGGCAUCCACAGCACCAUCAUCAGCUCCAAGUCCAAAAGCAGCCUGGAUGGACUUGAUGAGAAAGAAACCCAACCACCGCUCCCACCCAAAGCCGACAGGUACAACCAGCUGAAAAACCAGCUGACCUCCAGCGAAGAGAGCUCUCUCUCUGGUAAGACCCAUCCUUCCACUCCAGCCAUGUACAAAUACAGGCCGUCCUUUGGCACCAUGCCUAAAGUCCACUACCACACCGCUGGGGAGAAGAUUAUCAUGCCAGAUGACCUGAAGACCUCUGCCAUCUUAGAAGAGGGUGUCCGCGGUCAUGACUACCGAUCCGAGCCAAACCUGGACAUGCCUGAAUACACCAACGCUCCCCUCCACCGGACCUUCCAGUCCUCUCCACUCCAGCUGGACUCUGACCCCAUCAGCUCCCGCUCUCUCAGCCUGAAGCAAGGUCACCACCGACCAGAGAAAGGCCAGCUCUCAGCCCUGCAGCCACAGACGGUCACUUCCACCCCAUACAAGAGUGUCUUCUCUCCAAACACACUCUCCAACCGAAAUGGCAGCCUGUCUUACGAUAGCCUUCUCAACCCCAGCAUCUCCCCAGCCACUGCCAGCGAGUGCAUGGCCCAUCGUGCCAUGCCCUCGAUGGGCUUCCACUCGCCCUACCUGCCCACCAAAAUGUGCCACAUCCGGGAACCUGAAAUGCAGAGGCAGCAGGUUGCCCCCACCUACAGUCCAGUGCUGCCACCUAGAGCGAUGGGCAGGCAAUCCCCUCACCUGAGGGACAGGGAACCGUCUCCUGUGCGCUAUGACAACCUCUCCCAGACCAUCAUGGCCUCCAUCCAAGAGCGCAAAGAGAUGGAGGAGAGGGAGAAGCGUCAGAUGCUGCAUGGGCGCUCCCAGACCCAUAUCUACGCCCAGGACUCUGCCGUUUUUGACGGGGGCUAUGGUCUAUCCCACAAUGCCUGCUACCAAGACGGGCCUCGUUGCACCGUUUCCAGAGGCCCAACACCUCCUGCCUAUGGAGGCUCCAGAGACAAUCUGAUGGGGGUCGGGCUAACCUACGGGCAACGAACACCAGUGUUGCGCCAUGCUGGCUCCACACUAGGCCGUGCCCCCAGGACUUCAUCCACCUCCCUGCACACUGAUCACAGUAGCUCCAACAGCAGCCACGGCAGGGCUACCUGCCAAGAUGGCCCCUAUCGCUCCCCAGCCCACCAGCCCCACUCCCCCGCCAUGCCCCGAUCCCCCUCUUACUCCCACCAGAAAUUCUCCUACAUCAAUGCCCAUGAGAGGACAGACUCACCUCGUCUGGGGGGCCCAAGAGAGGCCAUGAAAGUUAAUGGGCAAAUGGACUGCCACCCCAGUGCCCAGGGUGCCACCCUCAGCCCCAGUCGCCAUAGUAAUGUCAAAAAGGUGACAGGCGUUGGAGGCACCACAUAUGAGAUAUCAGUGUGAGAAGAAACACCACAUCCGCAUCCAACAACAGCCAUCCUGCUACAAUGAGAUUCUCUUCUGGCUGUCAUUUUUAAGUCAAGACGACAGCCAACCAGGUGCACAAAGCACUACCUGUUUUGGAGUUAUCGUCCAAUCAGAGGAUCUGUCUGCUUUGCAAGCCAAAUGCCUGUGUGUGUUUGUACAGGAGGGGUUGGUUUUGAGUUGAUACGUGUGAGGAGUGUCUUGUUGUUAACAUUAUGUGGCCGUCCAACAGAUUGUCAAAAUAAUUACUGUUGUUUAUGAGCUGUGGUCAUGAAGUUGUUCCAAAUGUAACACAAAAACUUUGCUCCAGUAAGCUCUGGGAGCAGGAGAAUGAAACACGGAGGUCCUCCGUGAAAACAUUCAAGUCCGUUCUGGGUCAUCACAUCAAGAAGUCAAGGUGCUUUACAUUGAAUUGUACUGUUUCAGCAUAAUUGGUGUUGUUGUACAGAUUUGAGAAAUUAUGUAGGAUGGGUAAGUUAGAUCAGCACCAACUGCAAACGCUGGUAACGCAAAGGAAGAGAGAUAAGAGCAAGAAGAGGGACAAUGAGAGGGGAUAGUAAUCUUAUCACAUCUGGUGGUUGCAUUUUAAAUUCUUUGAGAAGGGUUAGUACUAAAAGUUAAAUUAGAUUUUGUCUUUGGCAAAAAAAAGAGAAAAAUGCAACCAUGAGAGAUAGUAGGUGAUAUAAGUUCACACCAUAUGAAUGUCUCCUUCAGCGUAGCCCCUUUUUAUCUCCAUGAAUCAGUUAGUGAUUUUCACUUGGCCCACGACAUAAGUGCUGGUCAUUAAUAUCGCUCUGAAAGAUCAUUAUACCUCAUCCUAACGACUCUCACUGAGUACAGAACGAGCCCGGCCUCGCACAACCGAAACAACUUUCCUGUCCAAAAGCUUCAAAUGUAAGUUAUGUUUGUGUUGUAUAAUAGAAAUGGGAAGGUAUGAAGAAAAUAGCUUUGGUCCCAUGUAGAGAAAUGAUGAUAAACGGUCGCCCAGUCUCUAUUUUGUAGUUAUUUGGUUUGUUUCUUUUUUUAUAUACCCAACUCUUAAAAGAUAUGUUUGAUACAUCUUUUUUAUACACAUUAUGAAGCCUGGAACGGAUGUUUUACUUAGAGUGGAGUUAUUUUUGAUGGCGAGUUAUAAACUCAGCACAUAAACAAGAUUAUGAUAAUGAGUUAGAUUCGUAAAUAUAGCUUGUUCUUACCUUGCAGUGUGGAAAAAAAUGGAUGAUGAAAUGUUAUUAAAAGAUGUGUGAUUUGAGGAAGUGACGUGUUAAAGUCAAUAUCGCUAACCCAUCCUGAAAUGCUGAUACGUGCUGCACACAAGUCAAAGACUGUUGUAGUCGAAGCUGUCUUUAGAUUUCAGAAGUAAACGUGGCUACACUCCUUUAUUUACUCCUCAAAGGUUAGUGAAUGGAUGACUUAAUUAUGUUACAGCGACAUGAUGAAGACUGUGAAUGAUAAAUCAGUCUAGUUGCAGCAGCUGUCUGGUACAGCUUCAGGUAUUAUCUUCACUCAGAGGGUUAAAAUUGAGUUUGUUUUGCAGUUGAUUUUCAGUCUUGUUACUUUUUUUUUAACAUAAUGAAGUGAGAGUAUCCUAAAGCAAGGCAAAGUGGGAGGUUUUUAUUCAUAUUUAGCACCAUAUGAAUAGGAAAAAUAGAAAGCCAGAAGUUUACACUUACGUAAAGAAGUAGAUAUUUAGAUAAAGAAUUAACCGUUGUGGCCUUUUGAGAGGAAAGCUGGUGUUGUAUGAGAUGUAGCGAGUUGAAGCAUAUAGAGCUCCUGAAGAGGACAAGAAGGGGAACAAAUGAGGUUGAUCCAGAGAAACUAAACCUAAGUUUCUCAACCAAACUCAUUUAUUGUCACUCCAUGUCCCAACGCAGUAGCACACGAAGGUAAAACCUAACACAGCUGAAGUUCUGUAGUGAACACAGGAGUGACACUUGAAGGCGAGUCAGACUGGAUAGAUGCUCAAAUGUUAACAGGAUGUUCUGGAGGAAAGGCCUGUGUGAAAUAAAGCUAAUUUACUUAUUUACAUCUUUAAGGAUUUUUUCUUCCCAUUUCUGCUUCAUUCAUCGAUUCUUUUCUCCAGAGCCCAGAGUGCAAAGACCAAUAGCUGUGGUAGACUUCUGCUUCUUGACAGGUUGGAUGUUAUUAAAGCUGGCUGUAGUAAAACCCUCUGGCUCGGAUGGUCCCACUUCUAAGGUCUCACCCAGCUGCCUUAGCAUGAAAACAGUGAUUUAAGGUUACAAAGGCUACUCUAUAAAGUCAUGUAAGUCUGGAUUAUUUAAACAGGUCUGUGUGUGCUGUGGUAUACAGGGCUACUUAUUUGAAGAACCUGAUGUGUCAGAGAAUAAACGGUGCAACUAACUGGAACUUCUUGAAACACCUGAACAGACCAUUAGCUGCUGAGUUACCUGAUAAUACCCAGUUUGUCACGACUUUCAGACCCCAGUUUGACCUCAUGUCAAAACAGUAUCGAUGUCAUUCCUCUUUAAGAUGACUGCCAUUAAAGUCCAAUGUUCUUUUCUAGGGAUGGACGUCACUGCAGGUCAGGGAUCAUUCCUGACAGGCAGCAAUGAAUCUGUUCCGUCAGCUUCAGGCUGAUUUUGUUUUCUGAAACUCGAAUAAAAAAUUCAAUAUGUAUGGAAAAUAUAGAAUAUACUAUAAAUGUACAUGCGUUCCUAUUUUUGUGAAGAGGAAUUAUUUCCCAAUGACCUGAGAAGAGUAAAUAAAAGUUUCCAACUCUUUGA